CGUGUUCUGUGUCUUCGCACCGCCCAGACGGAUUCACCAAAACCAGCUAUUUCUCCUUCUCUCUCCAACUUUCUUCUUUUUAAAUCCCAGAUUUCUCUCAUUUGCUCGCAAUCCAACCAGCUUCUUCAAGCUCAGCAAUGGCGUCCUCUGUUCCCACUGCCACUGCCUCUGCUGUCACCAAGGCCGCCAAUCACACCGCCGCCGCGCCCGCCGUGCUCGCUUACCCCCACUCGCGCUGCUCUCGCUCCAGAGUAUUUUUUCCUCGUAAGCCUGGUCUCCGAUUCUCUGCCAAGGGUUUGCAGUCUAGAUUGAUACGUUCCCCCGUGGUGAAAGCCCAAUUGAAUGAGCCAUCUGUUGCAUUCAAGGUUGUCGAUGAAUCACCUACACCAGCCAAAUCAGAUGCACCAGUAGUGGAAGCAAAGGAUGUUAAGUCAUCAAACAAACCUUCGCCUGCAGCUUUGGCUUCUGAGGAAUCAAUCUCUGAGUUCAUUACUCAAGUUGCAAGUCUUGUGAAGCUUGUUGAUUCCAGGGAUAUUGUGGAGUUGCAGAUGAAACAGCUUGACUGUGAACUAAUAAUUCGUAAAAAGGAGGCCAUGCCCCAACCACCAUCAGCUGCUCCUGUUGUUAUGAUGCAUUCCCCUCCCCCAGCAGCAGUUGCACCAGUAGGCGCACCUGCAGCUGUUCCUGCGCCUUCUGCCCCAGCUUCUUCAGCCCCAACAACAGUACCUUCUGCACCUGCUGCCAAGUCAACCAAUUCAUCGCACCCACGUCUUAAAAGCCCCAUGGCAGGCACAUUCUACCGAAGCCCAGCACCCAAUGAACCGCCAUUUGUGAAGGUUGGGGACAAAGUACAGAAAGGAAAAGUCUUGUGCAUCAUUGAGGCCAUGAAAUUGAUGAAUGAGAUAGAAGCUGAUCAAUCAGGAACAAUAGUCGAGAUCCUUGCAGAUGACGGCAAGUCUGUCAGCAUUGACACACCUCUUUUUGCGAUCGAGCCUUGAAGGUCUGGCAGUUGGGUAGGCAAGUUGUUGGUCGAGACGAGAGGAGAGUAGCCGAAGGCAGGUGCUUAUAGUGGUAAUAGCGUGAGAUGCGGCUUUGUUUUAUUGUGGUUAGAAUGUUUUGCUUUAUGAGAUAGUAGGUAUAGAAUGGACAUGAGAAUAUUGGCUUAGAUGAAUCCUUGACCCCAUUGGGAACUUUUUUUUUUUUUUUUUCAAUUUUUUUCCUUUCCUUUUUUCGGUAUCUGGAUGAUGCUUAACCUAAACUAGUAUUUAAUAAUUGAGUGCCCAAUUGUUUCAUAUCUAA
This is a messenger RNA of Vitis riparia (riverbank grape), 1299 nucleotides long. Its product is annotated as biotin carboxyl carrier protein of acetyl-CoA carboxylase, chloroplastic. Gene Ontology annotation, cellular component: acetyl-CoA carboxylase complex. Lineage: Eukaryota; Viridiplantae; Streptophyta; Magnoliopsida; Vitales; Vitaceae. The record is from RefSeq and is a predicted model, not a curated record. Bases 138 to 998 code for a protein of 286 amino acids. Gene Ontology annotation, biological process: fatty acid biosynthetic process. Gene Ontology annotation, molecular function: acetyl-CoA carboxylase activity. The transcript is spliced from 7 exons.